AUGAAUCAAAUACAAAACAGAUAUAAAUUAGUAAGAUGUCUAGGAAAAGGAAAAACUUCUUUGUAUUCUAUGUGAAUAAAUUAAGCGUUUUUGAAGCAUCGAGAGUAGAUAAUCCGUCAAUUUAGGUAGCAAUUAAAGAAUACAAAUCUAUUAAAAUCGAAUAAGCUAAUCAAAAUCAUCCUUUAUUUAUGAUAUUUUAAAAAGAAGCCUAUUUUCUAUAAGCAAUAGAGAAUUUAAUAAAUUAAGGCAAGUCGACUCAAGAUUUUUAACAUAUUAAUCGAAUAGUGUAUUUUAAAUUUAAUCAAUUUAUAGGGAGAUUCUAAAAUUAGGAAAUGAAACUUCAGUUAGCUUUCUUUUGGUUUUAGAGUUUGCUAAAAAUGGUAGUUUAUGAAAUAUAAAUUUCAAUAGGUAAUUUGACAGAUUUUCUUUGUGAAAAUCCUUGGCUCCCAGAACAAAUAGCUUCAGCAUACAUAUUAUAAAUAACUAAAGGUAAACUAUAAAUAAAUAGGAAGCUGUAAAAAUAUUGCAUGAUUUGAAUGUAGCUCAUAUGGACAUAAAGCCUGAAAAUAUGCUUCUGGAUGAAAGGUUUAUCCUAAAAUUAUCUGACUUUGGUUUGGUUGAGUUUAACCCUGAAUCAAAUGAUAUAUAAGGAACUAAGGGAUAUAUGGCACCAGAAGUAUAAAUUGGUGAGAAAUACUUACCUAAAAAAGCAGAUAUCUUUUCAUUAGGAUGUUCAUUUAUUGGGAUUAGAUCAGGAGUUAAUCCAUUUGGUGAUGUAUUUAUAAUAUUAUAAUAUUUAGGGUCAUUUGGAUAUGAAUAAUCCUAUUUAUUUAGAUCUAUUAAAGUAACCAAAAUAAUUUUGGACCUAUUUUGAAUAAUUUGUUGAGCAGGAGAACAAAGUAAAAAUAACAAUAGAGGAAGAAUUCAAAGAUCUUAUUGAAAGAAUGCUUACUAAUAUUCCAGAUAAAAGACCAACAAUAGAUUAAGUUUUGUAGCAUCCAUAUCUAAAUAAAUAACAUGUGUCUGAGUAAUAGAUGAUAGAUUAUAUGAAAAGUCAAUUUUUGGAAAGGUAAAUAAUAUUUAUAUUUUAGGAAUAUUUAUUAACUAAAUUCAAAUGCAUCUACUUAUGGACAAGAAGUAUAUACAAAAUUAGGAGUCACAGAGAUAGAAUAAAUAGGAUUGAAUUAAUUUAGAUUUAGGAAUCUUUAGAAUGAUAAGAAUUUUCGUAAAACUGUAACAAAAUUCUUUAAUUCAAUUAUUGCUGAGAGUUUUGAGAUGACAUUUGAAACUAAUAUAUCAUAGGAAUAUGAAGAAAGACAUAUGAAUCAAUUGAUUAGAAAUAUGGAUAAUAGUUGUAAACUUGGAGUGAUUAUGGAUUAAGAACCUGAUGUAAUAACUAUUAAUAUAAUUGGUAUGGAAGGAACAAUAUAGAUGUAGAAUAAAUUAAAAAAACAAAUUAGAGAUCAAUUAAAAGCUAAAAUCUAAAAAUAAGAUUAAUAAAAAGUUUGA
Messenger RNA from Paramecium pentaurelia, 1509 nucleotides. NCBI's taxonomy places the organism in Eukaryota, Ciliophora, Oligohymenophorea, Peniculida, Parameciidae. The record is from the annotation of a GenBank genome assembly.